Symphalangus syndactylus (siamang) is the source of this 10352-nucleotide messenger RNA. RefSeq names its product zinc finger protein 587. The record is from RefSeq and is a predicted model, not a curated record. Gene Ontology annotation, cellular component: nucleus. Gene Ontology annotation, biological process: regulation of transcription by RNA polymerase II. Gene Ontology annotation, molecular function: RNA polymerase II cis-regulatory region sequence-specific DNA binding; DNA-binding transcription activator activity, RNA polymerase II-specific. Lineage: Eukaryota; Metazoa; Chordata; Mammalia; Primates; Hylobatidae.
CACUCCAGCCUGGGCGACAGACCCUGUCUCAAAAGAAAAAAAAAAAUGUUAAUUAAGCAUUUGUGCUGUUAGGGGAGGAGAACACCCCUCAUAUUGUUUUAUGCCCAAUUUCUGCCUCCAAAGAAACAAGUAAAACUAAAAGGCGGAAAUGAAAUCCACAGGCAGACAGCCGGGCGCCACACCCUGGGCCUGGUUAAAGAUCGACCCCUGACCAAACCGGUUAUGUUAUCUAUGGAUUCCAGACAUUCUAUGGAAAAGCACUGAAAAUCCCUGUCCUGUUCUGUUCUGUUCUGAUUACCAGUGCAUGCAGCCCCCAGUUGUGUACCCCCUGCUUGCUCAAUCAAUCACGACCCUCUCAUGUGGACCCCCUUAGAGUUGUAAGCCCUUAAAAGUGACAGGAAUUCCUCACUUGGGGAGCUCGGUUGUUGGAGAUGUGAGUCUUGCCAGAGCUCCUGGCUGAAUAAAGCCCUUCCUUCUUUAACUCGGUGUCUGAGGGGUUUUGUCUGCAGCUUGUCCUGCUACAUUUCUUGGUUCCCUGAGCGGGAAGCCAGGUGAUUAACAGAUGGUUGAGGCAGCCCGUUAGGCAGCUUAGGCCUGCCCUGUGGAGCAUCCCUACAGGGGACUCUGGCCAGCUUGAGGGACGCAGAACCUGAGAGCACUCCCAGGUAGGCAAUUGCUCUGGUGGAACACCUCGCCAGAGCGGCGCAUGGCAGGACCCCACAGAGGAUCAAUGCAGUGGCUGAACACUGGGACGAAACAGGCACUUGGAGUCCAGACAUCUGAAACUUAGUAAGACUAGUCUUUGGAACUUGCCCACUCCAUUUGAGUGGAAGGGUGGCCUGAUCACCCACGGUGUACCUGUACUGGCACUUUGGUUUUUGUUUUUGACUUGACUUGGAUUGCUUGAUACUUUGGUUUUGGUUUUGACCUGGCUUGGAUUUCUGGAUACUCUGAUUUUGGUUCUGAUUCUGGUUUGGUGUAAACUGUAAAAGUGUGUGUGUGCCCUUUUUACCUGUUCUUUGUUUUGUGGUGUGUGUGUGGUGUGAGCGUGGUGUUUUGUCUCAAAGAAGCAUGGGUCAGACACAAAGUAAGCCCACUUCACUAGGAACUAUGUUGAAAAAUUUCAAGAAGGGAUUUAAGGGAGAUUACGGUGUUACUAUGACACCAGGAAAACUUAGAACUUUGUGUGAAAUAGACUGGCCAGCAUUAGAGGUGGGUUGGCCAUCAGAAGGAAGCCUGGACAGGUCCCUUGUUUGAAAGGUAUUGUGUCUGGAAUUGGUUACUUCUGGUGGGUUCUUGAUCUCGCUGACUUCAAGAAUGAAGCCACAGACCCUCACCGGCAUCGUUAAAGUUCUUAAAGAUGGUAUGUCCGGAGUUUGUUCCUUCAAAUAUUCAGAUGUGUCUGGAGUUUCUUCCUUCUGGUGGGUUCGUGGUCUCACUGGCUUCAGGAGUGAAGGUGCAGAUCUUCGUGGUGAGUGUUACAGCUCGUAAAGGCAGUGCAGGCCCAAAGAGUGAGCAACAGCAAGAUUUAUUGUGAAGAGCGAAAGAACAAAGUUUCCACAGCAUGGAAGUGGACCCGGGUGGGUUGCUGCUACUGGCUGGCAAGCUUUUAUUCCCUUAUGUGGCCCCACCCACAUCCUGCUGAUUGGUCCAUUUUACAGAGCCCUGAUUGGCCGAUUUUACAGAGCGACAGAGCGAGACUCCAUCUCAAAAAAAAAAAAAAAAGAAGAAUCUUAUUUUGAAGCCAAAACCAUCAGAGUGACAAUUCCAAUUAUGUGCUGAGCAUAAUUCCAUCUGUUAGACAUCAGUGCUAACAUUUCUCUGAGGCCCUAAGUUUUUUCACCAUCUACUGAUGUUUCCUCAGAACUACUUCUGUCAGAACUGUUGAAUAAUUACCUAGUCAGUGUUUUUGGUUUUUUUUUUCACAAGGAGUCUCACUCUGUCGCCCAGGCUACAGUGCAACAGCUCAAUCUCAGCUCACUGUUAGCUCUGCCUCCGGGGUUCAAGCAAUUCUUCUGCCUCAGCCUCCCAAGUAGUUGGGAUGAAAGGUGCGUGCCACCACGCCCAAUGAAUUUUGUAUUUUUAGUAGAGACAGGGUGUCACCAUAUUGGCCAGGCUGGUUUCGAACUCCUCACCUGGUGAUCUGCCCGCCUCGGCCUCCCAAAAUGCUGAGAUUACAGGCGUGAGCCACCGUGCCUGGCGUAUCUAGUUAGUAUUAACAGGCUUUUGUAUCUUGCAUUUUACAACUGUUUCUCUCAGGUAAUUUUCAUUUUUCAUGCAGAACACUCCCUGUUCUCUUAAGAUACAUCAAUGAUAAUCACUUCCCAUCAAUGACAUGAACUCAUGGAUUUAACAAAUGCCCAGUAUGACCAGAUGGAGAGCACCACCAUUAAGGACUGUAGCUAUUACCACUACCAAGCUACCAAAUCUUUUAUUGUUGUUUACAUAUAUAUGACUGACUUCAAAUUCCUAAAAGGAGUUGAAUAUAAGUUAGAAUAUCAAGCAAAGGAUACUAAGUGGGUAAAAGUGUUGCACAAUUAGUUGAAUGCUACAAUUGAUUUGUGAACCUCCCAAAUUUGAGACAGGUCUCAGUUCAUUUGAAAAGUUUAUUUUGCCAGCCAGGCUCAGUGGCUCACUCCUGUAAUCUCAGCACUUUAGGAGGCCAAGACAGGCAGAUCACGAGGUCAAGAGAUCGAGACCAUCCUGGCCAACAAGGUGAAACCACUAAAAAUACAAUAAUUAGCUGGGCAAGGUGCUGCACGCUUGUAGGCCCAGCUACUCGGGAGCCUAAGGAAGGAAAAUCGCUUGAACCCGGGAGACAGAGGUUGCAGUGAGCCAAGAUCUGGCCGCUGCACUCCAGUCUGGUGACUGAGGGAGACUCCAUCUCAAAAAAAAAAAAAAAGUUUAUUUUGCCAAAGGUGAGGACGCAUGCCUGUGACACAGCUUCAGGAAGUCUUGACAACACGUGCCCAAGGUGGUUGGGGCACAGGUUGUAUUUUUUGUUUUGUUUUGUUUUGUUUCAAACGGAGUCUCCCUCUGUCGACCACGCUGGAGUGGAGUAGCGCCAUUUCUGCUCAACUGAAAGCUCCGCCUUCCAGGCUCAGGCCAUUCUCUUGCCUCAGCCUCCCGAGUAGCUGGGACUACAGGCACCCACCACCAGGAUGGCUAAUUUUUUUUUUUUUUGUAUUUUUACUAGAAACGGGGUUUCACCAUGUUAGCCAGGAUGGUCUGGAUCUCCUGACCUCGUGAUCCGCCCACCUCCUCCUGCCAAAGUUCUGGGAAUACAGGCAUGAGCCACUGCGCCGGCCGGUUUUGUACAUUUUAGGGGGACAUGAGACAUCAGUGAAUAUAUGUCAGAAGUACAUUGGUUCCGACCAGAAAGGCAGGGACAAGUCCAAGGAGGGAGGGGACUUCCAGGUCACAUGUAGGUGAGAGGCAAAUAGUUGGAUUCUUUUUAGUUUCUGAUAAGCCUUUCCAAAGGAGGCAAUCAGACUAUGCACCUAUCUCAGUGAGGAGAGGGAUGACUGAAUAGAACGGGAGGCAAGUUUGCCCUGAGCAGUUCCCAGCUUGACUUUUCCCUUUAGCUUAGUAAUUUUGAGGCCACAAGAUUUUCCUUUCACAGAUUCUACCAGCAGGAGAGUUGUUUUCUGUAGGAAUCACAGAGAUUCACCUUUGCACUCCUGCUUUAGGGGAGCACAUCGCUAACGUCCUUGAUUUGCCUUAGGGACGCUAAUGCUUCUGAGGGCCUUCAGAAACAUCAUAACAUAGUAAAGCUCAUCAGCCUCUGCUUCCAGUGCAGGUGUUUUGCGACUGAACGACUGUUUCAAAGGGUAUGGUAAUUUGCAUUUUUAGCCUUUGGGAGAAUGCUAAAUAAUAAUUUUAGCUUGAACUCCCUGUUAUUUACCUUGAGCUCCCCAAAAUCUGAAGUAGUAUUUUUCCAAAUUCUUGAGUGAUUAGUUACAGACACUAGUCUCCAGGAAUCUCAAUACGGCUUCUAAGGCUAGGUGAGACCAGUCCUCUGCCCUAGAAGGGCGCACUUUUUUUUUUUCUUUUGAGACAGAGUCUCGCGCUGUCGCCCAGGCUGGAGUGCAGUGGCGCGAUCCCGGCUCACUGCAAGCUCCGCCUCCGGGGUUCACGCCAUUCUUGUGCCUCAGCCUCCCGAGUAGCUGGGACCACAGGCGCCCGCCACGACGCCCGGCUAAUUUUUUGUGUUUUUAGUAGACACGCGGUUUCACCGGGUUAGCCAGGAUGGUAUCGAUCUCCUGACCUGCGAUCCGCCCGCCUCAGCCUCCCAGAGUGCUGGGAUUACAGGCGUGAGCCACCCCGCCCGACCUCAGGGCGCACUUUUAAGGAGAGUUCCUGACCUGAAGGUGGGCUUUUCCUGCAGAUGCGCCUCUGGGUAGCGCCCUCUUCAUAGCCUUGAAACCUCGUGAACUACAUUACUCAGAAAGCUCUGCGUUGAACGAAUGCCAUCAGAGCCAAUGAGGGCUCGGAAAGAAGCAUUUCCGUGUGUGCACUUAAUGUAGGGCCGAGACUUCCGGGGUCCUCUAGUAGCGGCUACAUUGAUCUGCGAUACGCAUGUUUACCCUGUUUGUGGCCCCGGACUGCUAGGUGAGACUGCGGUGACUGAACCUAGAAGGUGGAGAGGAACCGUCCUCGGUGCACAGAGGCGGCUUUGCAGCCCGGUGACCGCGCCCGCUGCUCCCCGGCCGUGCUUUCCCCAAGUAGUCCGAUGGCUGCAGCUGCGUCGAGGCGCCCUGCUCAGCAGGGCACUGUGACCUUUGAAGAUGUGGCUGUGAACUUUUCCCAGGAGGAAUGGAGUCUUCUUAGUGAGGCUCAGAGGUGCUUGUACCGUGAUGUGAUGCUAGAGAACCUGGCUCUCAUAUCCUCGCUGGAUUGUUGGUGUGGAUCAAAAGAUGAGGAGGCACCAUGUAAGCAGAUAAUGUCUGUACAAAGAGAGUCUCAGAGCAGGACUCCCAGGGCAGUUAUUUCUCCUAAGAAGGCUCACCCCUGUGAAAUGUGUGGCCUCAUCUUAGGGGAGGUUUUUCACUUUGCUGACCACCAGGAAACUCAUCACAAGCAGAAGCUGAACAGGAGUGGAGCAUGUGGAAAAAACUUGGAUGACACUGCAAACCUUCAUCAGCGCCAGAAGCAGCAUAUUGGAGAGAAAUUCUACAGAAAGAGUGUCAGAGAAGCAUCGUUUUUAAAGAAACGUAAGUGCAGGGUGUCACAGGAGCCAUUUGUCUUCUGUGAGUUUGGGAAGGACGUUCUGCCCAGUUCAGGAUUACGCCAAGAAGAAGCUGCUUACCCUGUAGAGAAGACAGACAGUGAAACUACGCAUGGCCCACCCUUUGAGGAGGGAAAAUCUAAUUACAGGUGUGGAAAACGCACAAGAGCCUUCAGCACCAAACACUCAGCUAUUCCACACCAGAAACUUUUCACUAGAGAUGGAUGUUAUAUGUGCAGUGAUUGUGGAAAAUCCUUUAGCAGAUAUGUCAGCUUCAGUAAUCAUCAGCGAGAUCACACUGGAAAAGGACGUUAUGAGUGUAGAGAGUGUGGGAAAUCUUAUAGUCGAAAGAGCAGCCUCAAUCAACAUCAACGAGUUCACACUGGAAAGACAGCUUAUCCCUGUGAAGAAUGUGGGAAAUCUUUUAGUCAGAAGGGCAGCCUUAUUAGCCAUCAGCGUGUUCACACUGGAGAAGGGCCUUAUGAGUGUGGAGAAUGUGGGAAAUCUUUUCAUCAAAAGGGUAACCUCAUUCAACAUCAGCGAGGUCACACUGGAGAGCGAGCUUAUCACUGUGGGGAAUGUGGGAAAUCUUUUCGUCAGAAGUUUUGCCUUAUUAACCAUCAGCGUGUUCACACUGGAGAAAGGCCUUACAAGUGUGGAGAAUGUGGGAAAUCUUUUGGUCAAAAGGGCAACCUCGUUCACCAUCAGCGAGGUCACACUGGAGAAAGGCCCUAUGAGUGCAGGGAAUGUGGGAAAUCAUUUAGGUACAGAUCCCACCUCACUGAACACCAGAGACUUCACACUGGGGAAAGACCUUACAACUGUAGGGAAUGUGGGAAAUUAUUUAACAGGAAGUAUCAUCUUCUUGUUCAUGAGAGAGUUCACACUGGAGAAAGGCCAUAUGCGUGUGAGGUAUGUGGGAAAUUAUUUGGUAAUAAGCACAGUGUGACUAUACAUCAGAGGAUUCACACUGGAGAAAGGCCAUAUGAAUGCAGUGAAUGUGGGAAAUCAUUUCUUUCCAGCUCUGCACUUCAUGUUCAUAAAAGAGUUCAUUCUGGACAAAAGCCUUAUAAGUGCAGUGAAUGUGGAAAAUCCUUUUCUGAAUGUUCCAGUCUCAUUAAACACAGGAGAAUUCAUACUGGAGAAAGGCCUUAUGAAUGCACCAAAUGUGGAAAAACAUUUCAGCGAAGCUCUACCCUCCUUCAUCAUCAGAGUUCACACAGGAGAAAGGCCUUAUGACAGCAGUGAACAUGAGAAAUCCUUUGCUGAAACAUCCAGACUCAUUAAACACAGGAGAGUUCAUACUGGAGAAAGGCCUCAUGACUGCUGUCAACGUAGAAAACAUCAGAAUGUCUGCUCUCCUUGGUUUUAAGAGACUUCGCAUUGAGAUGGAGUCUCGUUCUGUCACCCAGGCUGGAGUGCAGUGGUGCAGUCUUGGCUCACUGCAACUUGGGCCUCCCAGGUUCAUGCGAUCCUCCUACCUCAGCCUCCCGAGUAGCUGGGAUUAUGAGUACACACCACCACGCCCAGCUAAUUUUUGUAUUUUUAGUGGAGAUGGGGUUUUACCAUGUUGGCCAGGCUGGUCUCGAACUCCUGAUCUCAACUGAUCCACCCACCUUGGCUCCCAAAGUGUUGAAAUUACAGGCAUGAGCCUCUUCACCCGGCCUUCAUUCUUUUCAUAUUGCUUAGAAUAUGACAUGCUGAACAAGGCAUGGUGGCUCAUGCUUGUAAACCUGAUGCUUUGGGAGGACAAGGUGGUUCAUUUGAGGCCAGGAGUUAGUGAUCAGCCUGGGCAACAUAGCCAGACCUCCUCUCUACAAAAAGAAAAAAGAAUGACAUGCUAUGAAAACUUACUGUAUAUCAUUCAUCUGUUGAAGUGUAUUUCAGUUGCUUCUUGUUUUUGUCUGUUUUAAAUAAAACUGCUAUAUUUGAAUGCAGUUGUUCAUAUAGGUAUGUUUCACUAUGGUAAUAUGGUGGUGUGCAGUGCCUGAGUCACAUGAUAGAUUAAAGUACAACUCUUUUUUGAGUGAUCUGCCCACCUCGGCUUCUCAGGUGUGACCUACUGCGCUCGGCCUAGUGUACAACUUUUUAAGCAAUGCCAAACUAUGACUUAAGAAUAAAAUUAUUGCUCUUGUUUGUAUAUCUACCAUCAGUGUCCAAGAAUUUAUUCUAUCAUCUUACCAAGAGGGAGUAUGGUUAGUAUUUGAAAUUGUUUAUUAUCUUAAUAAGUGGUUAUAGCUUUUUGAGUCAAUGGUUUAUGUUUUGCAUAUUUUUUUGUUUUGAGACAAGGUCUUGCUCUGUCUCCCAGGCUGGAGUGCAGUGGCACAAUCUCAGCUCAUUGCAACCUCUGCUUCCUAGGCUCAAGCACUCUGCCCACCUCAGCCUCCAGAGUAGCUGGAAAUACAGGCAUGCACCACCACAACUGGGUAAUUUUUGUAUUUUCUGUAGAGAGUGUUUUACCUUUUUGCCCAGUCUGAUCUCAAAGUCCUGGGCUCAGGCGAUCCACUUGCCUAGGCCUCCAAAAGUGCUUGGUCUACAGAUGUGAGGCACCCUGCCUGGCCUCACCUGUAGGCUUGUUUUUUAAAAUGAAUUUUAUCUAUUUCUCAUUUCAUUAAGAUAUUUAAAAAUAAUGAAAUAACAAAGACGUAUGUUGGACUUCAUUCUUCAGUGAUAUCACUUUGCUGCAAGGAACAUUUGGUUUCCUUUUUUUUUUUUUGAGAUGGAGUCUAGCUCUGUCUCCUAAGCUACAGUGAAGUGGCAUGAUCUCGGCUCACUGCAACCUCCACCUCCCGGAUUCAAGCAAUUCUCCUUGCCUCAGCUGCCUCAUUAGUAGGAUUACAGGCACGCGCCACCACACCCAGCUAAUUUUUGUAUUUUUAGUAGAGACCGGGUUUCACCAUGUUGUUCAGGCUGGUCUCAAACUCCUGACCUCCUGAUCCACCCACCUCGGCCUCCCAAAGUGCUGGAAUUACAGGCGUGAGCCACUGCACCUGGCCUGUAUUUUUUUCUUUAGUAGAGAUAGGGUUUUACUGUUUGCCAGGAUGGUCUCGAUCUCCAGACCUCGUGAUCCGCCCGCCUUAGCCUCCCAAAGUACUGGGAUUAUAGAUAGGUGUGAGCCAACGCACCCUGGCCACUUUGUGUCUUUGCAACAUUUUUUAGAUAUGUAUUUGUGUUUUUUGGGGAGCAUAAUUUGCAAAUGGAAUCUCUGUUAUUUUCCUAACAUGCUUGGUGGAUACAAGAGUUAAGACUUCCUGUUCCGUUUAGUGUAACAAAAGAAAGUUAAGAAAUGUGGAUAAAAGAUUGUAAGUUAGAAAUGGCAAGAUAAUCAGCUAUAUGAAGAAUCUUGGCCGCGUGUGGUGGCUGAGGCCUGUAAUCCCAGCACUUUGGGAGGCUAAGGUGGGCGGAUCAGAAGGUCAGGAGUUCAAGACCACCCUGGUCAAUAUGGUGAAUUCCUGUCUGUACUAAAAAUACAAAAAUUAGUCAGGUAUGGUGACGGGUGCCUGUAGUCCCAGCUACUUGGGAGGCUGAGGCGGGAAAAUCAGUUGAACCUGGGAGGUGGAGGGUGCAUUGACCCAAUAUUGCACCAGUGCACUCCAAUCUGGUGACAGAGACAUCAUCUCAAAAAAAACAAAAAUCUCAAUCCAUAAAUGUUACAUUUUACAAUUUUAUAACAGCAUGUUAUAUAGGCACAGAUAUUAUCCCUAAAAGUUUUUUUUUUUUGAGUUACAGUCUCAGUCUGUCACCCAGGCUGAAGUGCAAUGGCGUGGUCUCAGCUCACUGCAACCUCCACCUCCCAGGUUCAACUGCCUCUCUUGCCUCAGCCUCCCAAGUAGCUGGGCCUACAGGUUCCUGCCACCAGGCCCAGCUAAUUUUUGUAUUUUUAGUAGAGGUGGGCUUUCACUACAUUAGCCAGGUAGGUCUCAAACUUCUGACCUCAUGAUCCACCCCCCUCGGCCUCCUAAAGUGCUGCGAUUACAGGCUUCUGCCACCGCACUCGGCUUAUCCCUAGAAAUCCUAUGAUAGCAUGAUGUAUAGGCACCUAAAGGUAUGACACUUGAGAAAUGUGAAUAAAAGAUUGUAAGUUACAAAUAGCAAGGUACAAUCAGAUGUUAACAGUCUCAACCCCUAAAUGUCGCCUUGUAUUACAGCAUGUUAUAUAAGCGCAUAUAGGCACAUAUAUGAAACAGUGAUACUUCAUUCUCAGUUGUGGGCAGCAAGCCACCCAGGCGCCGAGGCAAGAGACUAAGGACACGAGCUGUUCCAGCAUAAUAAAAUAUAAAACAAGAAUAGUCAUACCAGAUAUAGAUCUUAGAUAUGAUUAUAUAUGAAUAUCAUUAAUCAUUAGUUGGUAGUAAUUACUCUUUAUCCCAAUAUUAUAAUAAUCCCUGCUCUAUAAUCAUAACCUAGGAAAAACCAGGCCAUACAGAGAUAGGAGCUGAGGGGACACAGUGAGGUGUGACCGGAAGACAAGAGUGCGAGCCUUCUGUUAUGCCCAGACAGGGCCACCAGAGGGCUCCUCGGUCUAGCAGUGACGCCAGCAUCUGGGAAGAUGCCCGUUGCCAGGGGGACCAUGGUCUAGUGGUAGCAAAAGGUGUCAAGCAACAACACCUGCUACUUAGCAGACCAGGAAAGGGAGUCACCUUUUCCCCGGGGGAGUUUAGAGAAUACUCUGCUCCUCCAUCUCUUGUGGAGGGCCUGACACCAGUCAGACUUUCCCGCAGUUAUCCGGAGGCCUAACAGUCUCCCUGUGAUGCUGUGCUUUAGUGGUCACGCUCUUAGUCCACCUUCAUGUUCCAUCCUGUACACCUGGCUCUGCUUUCUAGACAGCAGUAGUAAAUUAGUGAAAGUACUAAUAGUCUCUGAUAUGUAGAAAUAAUGGUGUAAGCUGUCUUUCUCUUUGUCUUCUCUCUCUCUCUGCUUUGGCUGCCAGGCAGGGAAGGGCCCUCUGUCCAGUGGACACAUGACCCACGUGACCUUACCUAUCAUUGGAGAAGACUCACAUUCUUUACCCUGCCCCUUUUGCUUUGUAUACAAUAAAUAACAGCGGAGCCAGACAUUCGGGGCCACUACCGGUCUCCGCGCAUUGGUGGUAGUGGUCCCCCUGGCCCAGCUGCCUUUUCUUUUA